This is a messenger RNA of Orbilia oligospora ATCC 24927, 549 nucleotides long. RefSeq lists its product as uncharacterized. NCBI's taxonomy places the organism in Eukaryota, Fungi, Ascomycota, Orbiliomycetes, Orbiliales, Orbiliaceae. The record is from RefSeq and is a predicted model, not a curated record. The transcript is spliced from 2 exons. Bases 1 to 549 code for a protein of 182 amino acids.
AUGAAGUUGUCCAUUCUUUCAACCGCUCUUUUGGUAGCUAGUGCCGCCGCCAGAAUCACCGUCUACAGCACCGUAGUAACCACAAAAACCCUAACCGUCACAUCCAAAAGCUGGACUUGGCGAAGAUUUACAACCACAGUACUCAAGCCCACUACAGUCACAAAAUACGAAAAGUACACCAUCUACAAAAAGAGCCCACCCGUCACUGUCACAGAAACGAUUAAAGAAUGUCCUCCUAAGGAGGGUGAAGGUGAGGGUGAAGGAGAAGAAGAAGCGGGUGGAAAAGGAGGGGAAGAUGAUAAAUAUAAGACUUGUCCACCAGGCUCGGUUGUUGUUAUUAAGCCUACCAGUACGGGAAAUACCCCUUGUGUGACAAAGCGCCCCGAGCCUGUUUCGUACCAGUGUAAUUGUGGUGCGGAAGGGGUGAUGAAGAGGACGGUUACGGUUGUUCAGAGCUGUGGAACGUAUAUACCGACUCUCUAUACCUUUGUACCAUCACCGGUUGAGAGGUGCGUCCAACCUGGCGGGGUCUCUGAAGUUACUAUUUAA